GUAGGGCCACUUGUCUAAGUCAAAGGACUUUUACUUUCGUUUUCCCAUCUCUGAGUCACAGCUGAUCAACAGCAUUUAAAACCCCAGCACCAACACUGUGUGGUGGUAGUGGACAAGGAGAAGCUGAAAACACAACACAGCCGACUGGAGCAAACAUUAGGAUGGCCGACUUUCAACUGCGUGAAUACCAGGAAGAGGUGGUUGAAAGGGCUCUUCGGGGAGAGAACGUAAUAAUUUGGCUGCCGACGGGAGGUGGAAAGACCCGUGCUGCUGUGUAUGUGGCCAAAAAACACCUGGAGACUACGCCACGGGCUAAGGUGGUGGUCCUGGUAAACAAGGUUCACCUUGUAGACCAACAUUACAACAAAGAGUUCAUGCCUCACCUGGGCCAUGACUACACCCUGAUGGCAGUCAGUGGAGAGAGAGACGAGAAGGACUUCUUUGGGCGAGUGGUACGGGACAAAGACUUGGUCAUCUGCACAGCACAGAUCUUGUACAAUGCUCUGAUUAACAAGGAGGAAAACAAACAUGUUGAGCUCUCAGAUAUUACUCUACUGAUAAUCGAUGAGUGUCACCACACCCACAAGGACUCAGUUUACAACCAGGUGAUGGCGUGCUACGUGGAGAAAAAGUUGAAAGGAGAAGGCCCAUUGCCACAGAUCCUCGGUCUGACUGCAUCUCCGGGGACGGGGGGCGGGAAGACCCUGGAAAAGGCUGUGGGGCAUGUACUGCAGAUUUGUUCCAAUCUGGACUCGGCCAUAGUUUCAACAAAAAACUAUGUCUCCGAGCUGAAGGAGAAAGUACCCAGACCACGCAAGACGUUUGACAUUGUGGAGAAAAGGCUCCAGGAUCCAUUUGGGGACCAUCUGAAGGGCAUGAUGCAGAUGAUCCAUGAGUACAUGGACCUUCCUCAAGACGUCAGACUGAGAGAGUGUGGCACACAAGAGUAUGAGGCCGAUGUGGUGGUACUAGAGCAGCGUGGAGUAAGACAGGACAACAGACUGGUAGCACAAUGUGCACUCCACCUCAGACAGUACAACGAUGCCCUGCUCAUCAACGACACCCUGCGAAUGAUGGAUGCUUAUCGCUCCCUAGAGGAGUUCUACAUCAACAAGUUCACCACAGCAAUUGAUGGAACAGACUUCUUCCUGGUGGGACUUUUCCAAGAGAAUCAGGUGGAGCUGCAGAAACUGGCAAGGGAUUCUCGCUAUGAGAACCCAAAGAUGGCCAAACUUGAGAGCACUCUGCUACAACAGUUUACUCCGAAUGUUAAAUCAAAGGGGAUCCUCUUCAGCAAAACCCGUAAAAGCAUCCACUGCCUAAAGGACUGGGUCCUCAACAAUAAAGCCUUACAGGAAGCUGGCAUCAAGGCAGACUUCCUCACUGGGGCUGGCAAUGGUAGCACUUACAUGACGCAGAAUGAGCAGGCAGACACAAUCCGAAAUUUCCGCAAAGGUACUCUCAACCUCUUGAUCUCCACCAGUGUGGCUGAAGAAGGCCUUGACAUCCCUGAAUGCAACCUGGUGGUGCGCUAUGGGCUGCUUACAAAUGAGAUUGCCCAGCAGCAGGCCAGCGGACGUGCCAGAGCAAAAGACAGCAAGUAUUCAGUGGUCGCCCAGAAAGGGGGGCGGGAAGUGCAGAGGGAGCUCACCAAUGAAUAUCUGGAAGAGCUGACAGGAAGAGCCAUUGCUAAGGUCCAGGAGAUGAGCCUCAGAGAGUUUCACAUAAAGAUAACUGAGCUACAAAGAGAGGCAGUUAUUCGCAGGAAAAUUGCAGAGAGCCACAAAGUAGAGAAAAAGAGUCGCAACACGGCUGCUAGUGUCCAACUCUUGUGUCGAAACUGUUUCAAGUCUGUGGCCUCUGGCAGUGACAUUAAACUUCUUGACAAUCAGCACUUUGUCAAUGUCAGUCCUGACUUUAAGAAACACUACAAAGUCGGUGAGCAGGUGAUGCUAGGAAGGAGCUUUGAGGACUGGGAGCCCGGGUGUGUAAUCAGUUGCAGGAACUGCAACAAGGACUGGGGAUAUGAGAUGAAGUACAAGGAGGUUGCCCUGCUACCCAAUCUUAAGAUUAAGAACUUGGCCCUGGAAACUCCUCAAGGCAGGAUCACUGUAAAGCAGUGGAAGGAUGUCCCUUUCACUGUUAAGGACUUCAGCUUUGCAGAAUACUGCGAAGACAACUUCCCCGACCUCCUCGAUUGAAACGCC
Etheostoma spectabile (orangethroat darter) is the source of this 2207-nucleotide messenger RNA. RefSeq names its product DEXH (Asp-Glu-X-His) box polypeptide 58 (gene dhx58). Gene Ontology annotation, biological process: antiviral innate immune response; cytoplasmic pattern recognition receptor signaling pathway; negative regulation of RIG-I signaling pathway. Gene Ontology annotation, molecular function: zinc ion binding; double-stranded RNA binding; DNA binding. Lineage: Eukaryota; Metazoa; Chordata; Actinopteri; Perciformes; Percidae. The transcript has 12 exons. The record is from RefSeq and is a predicted model, not a curated record. Gene Ontology annotation, cellular component: cytoplasm. Bases 162 to 2201 code for a protein of 679 amino acids.